Molecule: messenger RNA, 470 nt
Organism: Cyphomyrmex costatus
Lineage: Eukaryota; Metazoa; Arthropoda; Insecta; Hymenoptera; Formicidae
Gene: Phf5a
Product: PHD finger protein 5a
Exons: 3
Coding region: 138-470 (110 amino acids)
Biological process (GO): mRNA splicing, via spliceosome
Source: RefSeq, a predicted model, not a curated record
AAGACGAGUAUUUAUGUUCUGUGAUGCCGAUGUAAUCGUUUUCUGAUUUUCUCAGCUUUCAGUCAUUUUAAGAAUGAACUUUGGAGGCGUGAGCCAUUAAUUAAAAAAGAUUGAGUGAAUAACGACGUUCAACGAGCAUGGCCAAGCAUCAUCCGGAUUUAAUCUUCUGUCGCAAGCAACCGGGAGUCGCCAUUGGUCGAUUAUGCGAGAAAUGCGAUGGUAAAUGUGUCAUCUGUGACUCCUACGUAAGGCCGUGCACCUUGGUUAGAAUAUGCGACGAGUGCAAUUACGGUUCUUAUCAAGGACGUUGCGUGAUAUGCGGUGGUCCCGGCGUAUCGGACGCGUAUUAUUGUAAAGAAUGCACGAUACAGGAAAAAGACAGAGACGGAUGUCCCAAGAUAGUCAACUUAGGAAGCUCAAAGACAGAUCUCUUCUAUGAGAGAAAGAAAUAUGGAUUUAAAAGAAGAUAA